Molecule: messenger RNA, 892 nt
Organism: Acinonyx jubatus (cheetah)
Lineage: Eukaryota; Metazoa; Chordata; Mammalia; Carnivora; Felidae
Gene: NDUFV2
Product: NADH:ubiquinone oxidoreductase core subunit V2
Exons: 8
Coding region: 81-830 (249 amino acids)
Biological process (GO): mitochondrial electron transport, NADH to ubiquinone
Molecular function (GO): NADH dehydrogenase activity
Source: RefSeq, a predicted model, not a curated record
GAGCGCGCACGCCGUGCGUCCCAGGCUCGCUCGGGAUUCUCGCCUGGUGCCGCAGGGAAAGGCCAACUGUUUGGUCCGCCAUGUUCUUCUCCGCGGCGCUCCGGGCCAAGGCGGCAGGCCUCAUCGCCCAGUGGGGAAGACAUAUAAGGAAUUUACAUAAGACAGCUGUGCAAAAUGGAGCUGGAGGAGCCUUAUUUGUUCACAGAGAUACUCCUGAGAAUAACCCAGAUACUCCAUUUGAUUUCACACCAGAAAACUAUAAGAGGAUAGAGGCAAUUGUAGGAAACUAUCCAGAAGGACAUAAAGCAGCAGCUGUGCUUCCAGUCCUGGAUUUAGCCCAAAGACAGAAUGGAUGGCUGCCCAUCUCUGCCAUGAACAAGGUUGCGGAAGUUUUACAGGUACCUCCAAUGAGAGUAUAUGAAGUAGCAACUUUUUAUACGAUGUAUAAUCGAAAGCCAGUUGGAAAGUAUCACAUUCAGGUCUGCACUACUACACCUUGCAUGCUUCGAAACUCUGACAGCAUACUGGAGGCCAUCCAGAAAAAGCUUGGAAUAAAGGUUGGGGAGACGACACCUGAUAAACUUUUCACUCUUAUAGAGGUGGAAUGUUUAGGGGCCUGUGUAAAUGCACCAAUGGUUCAAAUAAAUGACAACUACUAUGAGGAUCUGACACCUAAGGAUAUUGAAGAAAUUAUUGAUGAGCUCAAAGCUGGCAAAAUUCCAAAACCUGGGCCAAGGAGUGGACGCUUCUCUUGUGAGCCAGCUGGAGGUCUUACCUCUUUGACUGAACCACCCAAAGGACCUGGCUUUGGUGUGCAAGCAGGACUUUAAUUUAUAUUCAACUGUAAAUAUGUUCCAGGAGGAAUAAAACAUGAAUCUUCUAUCUACAUAAA